AACAAAGAGCGACCCAACCACAUAAUUUAUUUUAUGGCAAAUGUAUUAUUCAGGAGCCCCACUGUAAUUUAUUCAUGUUCCACAUUGCCUUAUUACAGUUUAAACAUCUGUUAUUUUGGUUUAUGGACUGAUGCCAGUGUGUGGGUCGCUCUUUAUACUUAAUGGUUUCAUCAAAGGGACAAGCGAUGUCUUCCCGCUGCACUGGAAUUAAAUAUCCUCUAUUUAACAAUGUUGUACAGGACUAAAAUAGAGUCAUGCUCUUCCUGAAACUUGUGGUCGUUUUUCUACCUUUCUCUUUCUUCUUCUUCCUCCAUUUCAUCUCUCUUCACAGGCACUAACAGGAAAAGAAGCCCGUCUUCACAGAACAAAGACGAGAUCUUUUGUUUUAAUAAUAUUUUCCCUCCUUCUCGCACACAAACCAUUCCUCUUUUCAUUUCUUCUUGAGAUUCUCGUGAGCCGUGCUGCGAUGCAUGUGAAUGCAUACAAACGAUUCGAACUUCUGUCUAUUGAUGUUGUAACCCUUCAUUCACUUCCUUCAGUUCCCCCACAGGCUCCGGUGAUCAUGGGAUUAGAAAAUGAAGAGGUCAAAGCUGGUUCCUUUCUCAGGGUGGUGUGCAUGUCAUACGGGGGCAACCCACUGGCCACUUUGCAUUGGACUAAGAACGGAGAAGUCCUGUCCACUAGCUGGGAGGUGGACGUUGUGUCACGUCGGUCCAGUAGUGUGUUGAAAAUGGAGGUGAAGCCAGAGGACAAUCAUGCUGUGCUGCGGUGCGAGAGCGUCAACCAAGUGUCUCGUUCACCAAUGUCCUUCACUCGCACUCUGAGCGUCCUUUUUGAGCCAGCCGAGGUAACGUUACAGGGCUCCUUUGAAGCCAUAGAGGGACAGGAGAUCAAUCUGCUCUGUUACACUUCCUCUAGUAAUCCUCCGGUCCACAUCCGCUGGUGGCUCGGGUUCAGGGAGCUCAACAAUACAGAUGUUACCAUCUCUGAGGGGGAUAAUGGUGGGAUGAUGACGAUGUCUAACUUGACGCAUAAAGUGUCACGUGAGGACAACGGUCUUUCUCUCACUUGUGAGGCGUUCAACAAAGGCACCCGCUUCUCUAGCGUUCGGUCUGAAGAGCUCAUUGUUUACUAUCCUCCUCAGAAGGUGUGGUUAGAUGCUCCUCCACCAAACGUCUUCUUACACUCUGGGACAGCUCUUCGUUUGGUCUGUUUCUCCAGUGGUGGCAAUCCCACAGGUCAGCUGGUCUGGUUGAAGAACAAUAAAGUCCUGCAGAGCGCAUCGAGGCAGGUGUCCUCAGAGCGUGGUGUGUCACGAGAGCUGCUUCUCACCCUCCAGCCCAGUGACAAUCUGGCCACCUACCGCUGCGACUCCUCCAACAAAGCCAAGAAAGUUCUGUCCGCCCAGACCAAACUCAGGGUUCUGUUUCCGGCAGUGAGCGUGAAGGUCGUGGCCAAGCAGCAGGAGCUGCGCAGGGGUCAGACGCUGGACCUGGACUGCCUGGCCGGAAGCAGCAAUCCCACUGCAAAUAUCAGCUGGAGUUUGGGCCCCGUCAUGCUGAAGGGAGUUGACCAGGCUCCUAAAAAGGCUGAAUUUGGUGGAAUGUCCCGAACCAGUAAGCUGUCCCUCACUCUUGAGUCCCAUCACUGGAAGAAAAGGAUCACCUGUCAGGCCUUCAGUAACGUGCUGUCCGAGGGUGUCAACAACUUCUACACUCUCAAUGUGCUCUUUCCUCCGGAGUUUUCGGAUGAGCAGCCCGAUCAAGUCAAGGUCACUGAGGAUGAAACCGCCGAGCUUCCUGUCAAAGUCUCCGCCAAUCCAGAUGAAAUCACCUGCGAGUGGAUUUUUCAGGGCGAGAAGCUUGUGAAAGAAAGAGAUCCUCGUUAUCACUUCGAUGACUGGACCCUGGAAAUCGUGAAUGUUUCUCGGCAAGACGGAGGCGAAUACAUCAUAGAGUGUUCCAACGCUGAGGGGAAGAACCGCACAAAGCUCAAGCUGGAUGUACAGUAUGCCCCUACUGUUCGUAUGAAGUCUGAUCCUGUUUAUGUGAACUUGGGAGACACUGCUGACUUACUGUGUAUCGCUGAUGCCAACCCCAUCACCUACAGUAUGUUCUCCUGGAAGUGGAUGGGUGAAGGGGAAGUCGAUGAUCUGGGAGAAGAGAGUGAAGAUGAAGGCACUGGUUUGUUAACUAUUUAUGAGGUUACCCGUGACCGGGCAGGUUUUUACAAGUGUACAGCAGACAACGGUGUAGCGCCUCCUGGCAGUGUGGAAGGACAGCUCAUCGUACGCUUUGCUCCAGAGCUUCAGAAGGGGCCGCAGUGGAGGAAGGUGGCCAGCCGGGGGGACGGCAGCAGCGAUGCAAAUGUGGUUUGCCAGGCACAAGGCGUUCCUCGUGUCCACUUCACCUGGGCAAAAAAUGGAUUCCCUUUAGACCUCGGCAACCCCAGGUACGAGGAAAAGAUGGAGGUGACAGGGACCGUCCACACCAGCAUUCUGACUGUCAUAAACGUGAGCGCAGCGCUGGACUAUGCCAUCUUCACCUGCACCGCCCAAAACAGCAUGGGAGUGGACUCUCUAGACAUCCAGCUCCUCAGCACCAACCACCCCGAUCCCCCAUCAGACCUGAAGCUGCUCCGUGUCGACCAUAACUCUGUAACUCUGGAAUGGAUGCCUGGAUUUGACGGUGGUUUGACACAGAACUUCCGUGUCAGGUACCAGUGGCCGGGAUCAGCGAGUUUCAUGUAUGUGGACGUGUUUCCUCCGACAGCUACUGUGUAUACAGUCACAGGCCUCAACCCUUCCACUACGUACAACCUUUCAGUCAACGCUAUCAAUACAAUGGGAGAGAGCAGCUAUGCAGACAACAACAAAAUCCUGAGCGUCACCACUGCCGAUGCAGAGGAAGCAGAUGACGGGGUCUCCCCAGCAGACCAGGACUCAGCUCUUGCAGGUCAUGGUCUUCCUGUCUAUGUGGUGGUGAUCCUGGUUGUGGGCGGUCUUCUGUUGUUCCUAAACCCUCUGAGCUACUUUCUAUUCACCAAAUGGAAAAGAGGGCGGAGCCUGAAAGAGGACACCAGGAGCAUUUCACAGGAGACUAAAAGUGAAGAGGAGAGGUCCACAGUGAGCGGCUCAACCCGCUAUGCGAGCAGAGAGCUCAUCAACGCCUCGGCACAGCGAACGCUCCUCAUUGACAGCAGCUCCGAGCCUGACAGCAGCGUCUAUGAGAGCUACGGACGGCAGGAGAGUUCUCAUUAUUACUACCCAACUGAGGCCUACAGUCCUGCUCUGUUUACUCAUCCUGAAGGGCCUGAGGAUCAACAUGGCAGACACGGCAUAAACCCUUUCACUCAUGACUAUGAGGAGGUGAGAGGCUGGGGGACCUAUGAGGACCUGCAGAGCUACUCACUGCUGCCCCCUGCUGCCCAAUUUCAUUCACGAGCACCAGUAUCCACCUCCUAUGAGGGAAGGGUAUAUGGUAAAGCUGAUGUGGACGUAACAGCAGGAGUUUAUGAUUCUACGGUGUACAGACGCAGGAGAGACACAGACUUGCCGUUUGAGCUCAGAGGGGAGCUGGUUUAAUAAUAGUGAGGCUGGUGUGUGCUGUGGUCUAGACCAGCUCUACCCUGAGACCAGUUUGGGUUUAUGAGUUGAUAAAACAUUUCCUCUUUUACUUUUCCUGUUAUUUGUCUAAAAUAUGUUGACUGUUCUCUUUUUGCAGUUUAAGUUCAUCAUCAAUGUUUAAAUUGUUAAAUAAAUAUUACAUUUUGUUUUUAA
Cyprinus carpio (common carp) is the source of this 3778-nucleotide messenger RNA. It is a transcript of the gene nphs1, whose product is annotated as NPHS1 adhesion molecule, nephrin. Gene Ontology annotation, biological process: cell-cell adhesion. The transcript is spliced from 23 exons. NCBI's taxonomy places the organism in Eukaryota, Metazoa, Chordata, Actinopteri, Cypriniformes, Cyprinidae. Gene Ontology annotation, cellular component: cell-cell junction. Gene Ontology annotation, molecular function: cell adhesion molecule binding. The record is from RefSeq and is a predicted model, not a curated record. The coding region runs from base 467 to 3583 and encodes 1038 amino acids.